Molecule: messenger RNA, 348 nt
Organism: Dufourea novaeangliae
Lineage: Eukaryota; Metazoa; Arthropoda; Insecta; Hymenoptera; Halictidae
Product: small proline-rich protein 2D-like
Exons: 3
Coding region: 1-348 (115 amino acids)
Source: RefSeq, a predicted model, not a curated record
AUGAAUUGCGGCGCCAGCAGGGGAGCAAAACCAUGCUGGAAUGAUAUGGAAGAACUGAAAUAUUUAAUUUGUGCUAUCGAGUGUUGUCAAUGCCCGAAAAUACCGCCACCACCGGUAUGUACGAUUCUAUUGCCACCGAGAAUUGAGGAAUUACCAGCUUAUAUACCCCCUCCAGCCCCUUGUUGUCCACCACCUCCAUGUUGUGUGCCUCCUAUGGCACCUGGUCCUUGUUGUGUCGGUCCUUUACCUGCACCACCACCUCCAAGAUGUCCUCCACCACCACCUCCACCAAAGCCCUGCUGUCCACCGUGUUCUCCACUACCCUGUUAUCCAAAUCCGUAUUGUUAG